AUGUCCUAUCGAUCAGUCGUUGUAUUUGGCGGCACUGGCGCCCAAGCCGGUCCUAUCGUUCGUCAUCUCUCGGCAGCAGGAACCUUCAAAAUUACAGUCCCCACGCGUAACACAUCCUCAGACUCCGCAGAAGCUGUGGCCAAGUUGCCCAACGUAAAAGUAAUACAGUCCGACUACACUUCUGAACAAGGUCUCCGAACAUCCUUCGCCGGUCAAGAUGCCUGUUACUUCAUCAUCAACUCCUUCGACAUCCGUGAGCCGGACGAGUACUUCUGGACCAUGCGAGCCUACGAGAUCGCCGCACAAAGCGGUCUCAAGCACUUCGUCUACAGCGGAGCUCGGAAUCGUCUUGCUGAGAAUGGCUUCGAUGAGGCGUAUCGCAACAGCCAUAAUGUUGUGAAGGCGCAUAUGUCAGACUGGUUGCAGCAGCAGAAUAGCAAGAUUUUGCCGUGGACGGUCGUCUAUGGUGGUGUUUAUGCCGAGAUGUUAGGGAGUGCGCUCUUGCCGAUGAAGCAAGGCGAGGAGUUUGUAUUCGUUGCUCCAGUGCAUGAGAACAGCGUCAUUCCUCUGAUGCCGUUGGAAAACUAUGGCAUCACAGUCACCCACAUUCUGCAACACCCGAAGGACUUCAUCGACGAGUUUGUCGACGCAGGAGCCACACCUUCCACCUUGCCCGAGAUCGUCGCAGCAUUCGUUGCGACCACGAAGAAGAGUGCUCGAUUCCAGCCCAUUACACAAGAUCAAUGGUUCGAGGAAGCGGCGAACAAAGGCAUGGAUCCAGAAAGUCGAUUUCCCAAGACUGCCAGCGCAGACGAUCCGGCUACUUUUACGUUCAGAAAGUCGUUCGGAUCAUGGUGGAAUAUGUGGAGGGACAACACUAAAGAGGUUGAGGAUCGCGGUAGGACCAAGUCGGGUGAUAAGCUGUUUGUUCCAGGUCGGAUUGCCACCUUGUCAGAGUGGAUGGAGAAGACGAACUACCAAGCGGAGCCUAAGGAGCCGACUAAGAUGAGGAGAGAAGCUGCUGCAAAAUCUUCUUAG
Molecule: messenger RNA, 1038 nt
Organism: Fulvia fulva
Lineage: Eukaryota; Fungi; Ascomycota; Dothideomycetes; Mycosphaerellales; Mycosphaerellaceae
Product: NmrA-like family domain-containing protein 1
Exons: 2
Coding region: 1-1038 (345 amino acids)
Source: RefSeq, a predicted model, not a curated record